AGUAUCAGUCUAUCAGAUCACAAACAUGAGUAAACAGUAAAGAAACCACCUCCUCUUGUACAUUUGUCUCGCUGUCUAAAAACUUGAGAGGUUUCCCCUCCCCUUCUCUUGACCUCCUAUCGCUAGGGUUUCCCUAAAUAACGUCUCUCGACCGCUUAAUAGCCCUGAAAAUCUUCAGCACAAUAGCUGACCAUUUUGGGGAGUGAUUCUUACUGAUCAAAUCUGUCGCUGUCAGUAAUUGAAAGCACUUUCUCUGUUAUGAGCUGCCACGCAUUUGGCGAGUAGCUGUCAAGGUCGACUUUGAUUGUCAGUGUCAAGAAAUUCGAAAGUAGCUGUUGGAACUUCUAGUCUGUGGUUGUGGCGUAUUGGCAUGUUAAACCAUAGGUCAUCGCUCUGUCAAUCAACUCCGUCCUUUGUAGCUGUUUUGUUUGAAAUAAGACAUGCUGCUGUGAUGGGAAGUUAGCCAUUUCCUCUUACGUAGAUACAGUUGGAUAUUAAACAGUGAAACUCUUGGCGAGGUGCUACCGCUGCUGCAGUGAGGAGUAUAUGAAUCAAAUUACCUACUGCACGCAAUCUCUCGCUUUCUUCUUAUCACACUGACGCUUAUUCCUAUUUUAAGAAGGUUUAGAGUCAGUGUAGAUUCGAUACCGAGCAAGAACGAGCACUCCGGAUGGCGGGAGUAUUUGGCCGCCUGCCUCCGUACCCUAUGAACGGACUCAACUACCCAUCUCCGAACUUCGACUACUACAGCCCCGAAGCACAUGGACAAAUGUUUGGUCCACCUCGAAAACAACGAAGAGAACGAACGACUUUCACAAAAAAUCAGCUUGAGAUUCUAGAAGAGCUGUUCGCCAAGACUCGUUACCCCGACAUCUUCAUGAGAGAAGAAGUCGCCAUUAAAAUCAACCUUCCCGAGUCAAGGGUGCAGGUAUGGUUCAAGAACAGGAGGGCGAAACUGCGUCAGCUAAGCAAGGGACAAUCCAAACAAUCUCCAAAACCUGUCAAACGGAAAUCACCUUCACCAGAGGCGGAACAGCACAAACCAGCAACACCGCCUCAAUCGCACUACGUUAACAGUAACCCAUGGCAACAGCCCCCAGUCGAUAUGCGAAUGCCUAUGGGGCGCUCGAACUAUCAGCCGCCUAACAUGAUGAAUAGUAUGAUGGGUAAUAUGAUGAACGCGGGAUGCGCGAUAGGAUCAUCAGGUCCCAGGCUCCUUCCACCGCCACCACCGUCCGCGUACCACCACUCGUCCCAGGAAUACCCAUAUAUGGCGAAUAACCCCGGGCAAGUGCCGGCUAGCACUAUUGCGGGCAACCCGAAUAUACAGGGGAAUUUUUAUACUUCCUCUAUGAUGUAGAUUUUAGAUUAUGACGACAAUAACAUGCAGAAAUAAUAAUCAGCCAAGUCACUUCAAAACAUGAACACUUAAUUUAAAGAUAAAAACUUACAUAACAGACGAAGGUAAAUGAGUAGUAACGUGAGUCGCACAGAUAAAAGCUAUUAUUUUUUUAAGUUUAGGCAUCGAGCACAAGUGAAUCCAGAAGGGUGUUGUUCCACUAAGAUGCCACCACUCCUAACUGAACUUCACAUGGCAUCACCACCUUCGCCAUAUUCAUCUUGACGCCAUGCAUCUUGAUUGACUGUGUACUUUAUUUGAUAAUAAAAUGCACAUGCAUGGGUCAAAACAGCAUUACCACAGAAAUUACCAUUAUUCCUAUUUUUUUAAAUAAUUUUCGGUGAUCUGCGACAGAAAAAGUUGUUCUGAGGCUCACGAUAUCUGAAUAUUUAAAUUAAUUUAAUCCAGAAAGUACGACAGCAGUAGUUUAUACCUAUUUCCAAACCUAAACAGAUAAAUUAAAAUCAUCUAUCAAUUAACAUGUAUUUAUAAGUUUUCUCAAGUCUAAAUAACUAUUGUCUUAUGUUUUGAAUGGAAAGGCAUGUUCAGAUAAAAACUAUAGUUUCUUUUUUAGUUGUUUUAUGAUAAGAAAUUCCAAUGCUCGACAACCUCCGAAAGACAUGGAGGCCAAAUUUGUGAUUCUCUGCGAUGUAAAAAGAGUGUAAAUACUACGAAUCGGAAUAAAUAUAGAAUACAGCCAUGAA
Molecule: messenger RNA, 2103 nt
Organism: Nematostella vectensis (starlet sea anemone)
Lineage: Eukaryota; Metazoa; Cnidaria; Anthozoa; Actiniaria; Edwardsiidae
Product: homeobox protein OTX
Exons: 4
Coding region: 671-1360 (229 amino acids)
Biological process (GO): regulation of transcription by RNA polymerase II
Cellular component (GO): nucleus
Molecular function (GO): RNA polymerase II cis-regulatory region sequence-specific DNA binding; DNA-binding transcription factor activity, RNA polymerase II-specific
Source: RefSeq, a predicted model, not a curated record